AUGCAUAGGGAUCUGAAGCCCGAGAAUAUCCUCGUCAGCCACACCAAUAUCGUCAAAAUUGCCGAUUUCGGGCAGGCGUGCCUGUAUUUUCCGGAUCAGCCGGAUCGGGAAUAUGAAGAACAGGUGGCGACGCGGUGGUAUCGCGCCCCGGAAUUACUUUUUGGCACUCGCCGCUACACGCCGGCCGUCGAUCUGUGGGCUACCGGGUGCAUUUUGGCCGAAUUCUGGAACCGAUGCCCGCUUUUUACGGGUCGAAACGAUUUUGACCAGAUUGCCAAAAUAUUCGAGCUGCUCGGCACGCCGACGGCUGAGAAUUGGCCCGGCUGGGGAUCGAUGCCGGACAGCCAGAAAAUAAUAUUUGAAGAGCGAUAUGAGACGGAGAAUUGGUCACCGAUUGUACCCGGCGCGUCUCCACAGUUUAUCGCUGUGCUCAAGAUGCAGUUGCGGCUCUGCGGGACGCUUAGGUGGAAUUUU
Messenger RNA from Mesorhabditis spiculigera, 474 nucleotides. NCBI's taxonomy places the organism in Eukaryota, Metazoa, Nematoda, Chromadorea, Rhabditida, Rhabditidae. The record is from the annotation of a GenBank genome assembly.